AUGAGAGAAAAAAGAGGGCUUAGUCGAGUUCAAAAAUUAAAAAAGAGACUUAGUUAUAGUUUUGGACGUCUUGGUAAUUGUGUUAUUAAAAGAUUUGGGGGGGUGGAAAAUGGAAAAUGGAAAAAUGAAAACGUUGAACAUAAUCAAGUUGAUGACUCGACCAAUUAUCGUGGUGCCAAACUUUCUUAUGGAGUAAACGGGUAUUCGGAAGAAAUAUUAGAUCGAUUGACACCAAAUGGAAACAUUGCCAAUGAUAAAUACGGUUGGGAUGGACAUCAACAAGUUCACAGACAACUUUCGGUGUCGAGCGAUUCUAAAUUGUUGGACGAGGAUAUACGAGAGGAAACUUGUGUGAUUUUAAGACCUAAAAAACCUCCAAGGCCGAAAUCCGAAGUUUUCCUUAAUAAAGAACAGCAAAGCAAAAGAACCAAAAGAUAUUCUGCUUUUGGUGGAGACUCGCCUUUUGGAAAGUCUGAAGCUUAUAUAAAAUUGGAGCAAUUAGGAGAAGGUUCCUAUGCCACAGUAUUUAAAGGUUUUAGUAACUUGACGAAUCAAGUAGUGGCUUUAAAAGAAAUUAGACUCCAUCAAGCGGAAGGAGCUCCUUUCACGGCAAUAAGGGAGGCUUCACUUCUUAAAGAGCUCAAACACUCCAAUAUAGUCACAUUGCAUGAUAUAGUUCAUGCCAAAGAAACUUUAACAUUUGUAUUCGAAUAUGUCCACACAGAUUUAUCACAGUAUAUGGAAAGACACAGUGGAGGUUUGGAAUACAGAAAUGUCCGAUUAUUUCUUUUUCAAUUACUUCGAGGAUUAUCUUAUUGUCAUCGCCGAAGGGUUUUGCACAGAGAUGUAAAACCUCAAAAUUUGCUUAUAUCAGAAAUAGGAGAACUCAAAUUGGCGGAUUUUGGUUUAGCAAGAGCAAAGUCUGUACCAUCUCACACAUAUUCUCACGAAGUAGUUACGUUAUGGUAUCGUCCUCCUGAUGUACUUUUAGGAUCAACAGAAUAUUCGACUUCUCUCGACAUGUGGGGUGUCGGAUGUAUUUUUGUUGAAAUGAUCACCGGCGUGCCUACUUUUCCUGGAAAUCCGAAUUCGGUUUUAUUCUUACAUUAUUCUUUAUUACAUAUUUUCGGUUACAUUUUUUUUUUUUUUUUACAGUUAAAUCCUGAUGACAGAUUAGGAGCCGAUGAAGCGUUAAAGCAUAAAUAUUUUGCAACACUUCCAAAAAAGUUAUACGAACUCCCCGAUGGUAAGUUUAUUAUUAUUAUUAUUUUUUUUUUUUUUUUUUUACAAUUUUCCUGGAAAAUGGGAAAAGAAAAAAAAAAAAAAAAAAAGGAAAAAAAAUCGUAA
Molecule: messenger RNA, 1347 nt
Organism: Pediculus humanus corporis (human body louse)
Lineage: Eukaryota; Metazoa; Arthropoda; Insecta; Psocodea; Pediculidae
Product: cAMP-dependent protein kinase catalytic subunit, putative
Exons: 9
Coding region: 1-1347 (448 amino acids)
Biological process (GO): protein phosphorylation
Cellular component (GO): nucleus; cytosol; cytoplasm
Molecular function (GO): cyclin binding; ATP binding; cyclin-dependent protein serine/threonine kinase activity
Source: RefSeq, a predicted model, not a curated record